GUCCAUCGUCUGAGGUCAGUGGAUAAUUUAUUUGUUGUUGUUCAGGAGUUCAAAGACUAUCAAUUUAAAGAAAACAAGGAGGAUGCUCUAAAGGAUUUGGAAGAUUUGGUUAAAAACCUGCCUUGGACCGAUCCGUUGAAAGUUUGGGAGCUGAACAACAGCUUAAAAAAGAAAAAGACAAAACGCAAAAAGCCUAGUCUGCAGAGUACUGCAAGCAAAGAGAAGCUGAAUGAGGAUGGAGAAGAGGAAGGAACAGAUCAAACAGACGCCAGUAAACAGGAGGACUGUGCCCAAAACGCUGCAGGGGUAGAACCCGCUAGCAGCCAGGAUACGGAAAAGACACAAGGAGUGGCAUCCCAAAAUGCGGGGGAGGAGGAGGACAAUGAACACUCAGAUGCUAAAGACGAAUUGCAGACGGGUUCUGGGGAUGAGCCCAUGGCUGGUGAUGGUAAGCCAGGUGAAGGAGAGGUGAAGGUGUUGAGGUUCCGUGUUACAUGCAAUAGAGCAGGAGACAAGCACAGCUUCACGUCCAACGAGGCUGCGAGAGACUUCGGUGGAGCUGUGCAGGAGCACUUCCAGUGGAAAGCUGACAUGACUAACUUUGAUGUAGAGGUUCUUCUGAAUAUUCACAACAAUGAAGUAGUUGUGGGCAUUGCCUUAACUGAAGAGAGUCUGCACAGAAGAAACAUUACACAUUUUGGACCCACAACUCUUCGUUCAACUCUCGCUUAUGGCAUGCUUAGACUCUGUGAUCCACAGCCAACAGAUAUCAUAGUUGAUCCCAUGUGUGGUACGGGUGCAAUACCAAUAGAGGGAGCUACUGAAUGGCCUAGCUGCUACCAUAUUGCUGGUGAUAACAACCCACAAGCUGUAAAGAGAGCAGCAAACAACAUCUGUUCUUUACUAAAGAAAAAGGAAAAUAAAGAAAGCAGUACUUCCUUGGGCAUACCCUUAGACAUCAUUCAGUGGGACAUUUGCAAUCUCCCUUUGCGGACUGGUUCUGUGGACGUUAUCGUGACAGACAUGCCAUUUGGAAAGAGGAUAGGGUCUAAGAAGAAGAACUGGGACCUCUACCCAGCCUGCCUUAUGGAGAUGGGGCGGAUCUGCACACCGGGGACAGGCAGGGCUGUGCUGCUUACACAGGACAAGAAAUGCUUUGCCAAGGCCUUGUCACGAUUGGGACACAUCUGGCGCAAAGGUCAGACCGUGUGGGUGAAUGUAGGGGGACUCCAUGCUGCAGUGUAUCUUCUGAAACGCACCUGGGAAAGAGCAGAAGAAAAGAGGUCAUUCUGGUAACCUGUGUGGAAGAAAAGAGACACC
Balearica regulorum gibbericeps (East African grey crowned-crane) is the source of this 1320-nucleotide messenger RNA. The record is from RefSeq and is a predicted model, not a curated record. NCBI's taxonomy places the organism in Eukaryota, Metazoa, Chordata, Aves, Gruiformes, Gruidae.